AGAAAUAUGAUAUCCUACACAAAAGAGGCUGCCUGAGAGAAUUACUUAAUUAGUCAGAAUGAUGAUGGCAGCUGCUCCAACAGCCACAGGGAGCACAGCCACUGCUUCGUUGCUCCGGCUGCGCACUCCCUCUGCUUCCUUGCCCCUCGCUGCUCGUAUUCGAACUUCAGGCAGGCUAAGCUUUAUAACUAGAAAGCAGUCUGUUGUCUUCUGCUCUCUCCCAAAUACUCGACAAACCGCAGUGACAGAACAUGAAACUGACAGUAGCAGCACCAGAAGAAGAGAAGUAAUACUUCAGAUGGCUUUCUCUGCAAUUUUUCAAGUUGGCACUGCUGCUGUUUCUUCACCUGCUCUAGCACUUGAUGAUGUUCCUGCAGACUUUCGCAUCUACUCUGACGAUGUUAACAAGUACAAGAUUUCUAUCCCUCAAGAAUGGCAAGUUGGAGCUGGGGAGACAGAUGGAAUCAAAUCCAUUACAGCAUUUUAUCCUGAAGAGACUUCUACUUCAAAUGUCAGUGUGGUGAUCACUGGAAUUGGUCCCGAUUUUACAAAAUUGGAGUCUUUUGGCAAUGUAGAUGCUUUUGCAGAAAGUCUGGUUAAUGGAUUGGACAGAAGUUGGAAGAGGCCUCCUGGGAUCGCAGCAAAACUCAUAGAUUGUAAAGCUAAACGCGGACUUUAUUAUAUUGAGUACACGCUCCAAAAUCCUGGGGAAAGUCGCCGGCACAUCUACUCUGCAAUAGGGAUGGCGAACAAUGGCUGGUAUAACAGGCUGUACACAGUUACUGGCCAGUUUCUGGAAGAAGAAUCUGAUAAAUUUGGAUCCGAGAUUGAAAAGGCUGUCCAAUCAUUUAGAUUAGGCUGAUGGAAGAGAGUCUUCCUAAGCAGUAACUGAUGCUGUCAUUAGCCUAGUACAGGAAAAGGUGUUUGUGCUCUUUCUUAAAUAAUCUUACUGUAUAUAUUCAUCAAUUUUGAGGUUAAAAAUAAUCAUCCAAUUGUGAGUAUAUUAUUCAACUGGCUAUGCUGCAUAAUGUUGCCGCUCACACAGGUAGAAACUAUCACACUGUUUGUCAGACAACAGAUCAGUUAUGCUGAGUUUUUUUUUCCUUUUUUGUUUAUGUAUGAAACUAAAUCAAUUCUUCUGCUGAAUAUAAUAUAAUAUAAAUAAAAUAGCUGUAUUUAACA
This is a messenger RNA of Chenopodium quinoa (quinoa), 1182 nucleotides long. RefSeq names its product psbP domain-containing protein 3, chloroplastic-like. The transcript is spliced from 9 exons. Gene Ontology annotation, biological process: photosynthesis. Gene Ontology annotation, cellular component: photosystem II oxygen evolving complex; photosystem II; extrinsic component of membrane. Gene Ontology annotation, molecular function: calcium ion binding. NCBI's taxonomy places the organism in Eukaryota, Viridiplantae, Streptophyta, Magnoliopsida, Caryophyllales, Amaranthaceae. The record is from RefSeq and is a predicted model, not a curated record. The coding region runs from base 59 to 862 and encodes 267 amino acids.